CUCUGUGCCUCGGGGCUAAGGGGGGGCCCGCAGUGCUGGAGUGCCCCCACCCUCGGGGUGGGCUUCGGGAUGUGCAGGGGGAGCCCGUAUCCUGCAAGCUGCAGCCCCCACUGAUGCUGCAGCAUCCCUGUGGGGCUGGGGGCUGCUCAGCUGGGAGUGAGCGGCCCCUUCUUCCCAUUUGCGCUUUAGGGGCAGGGAUCCGGCUGCACCUCCUCUUCCUCAUCCCGCGUAGGGCGGUAACAGAGCCGGGGCGCAGCCCGGCGGGAGGCACUGCCCGAGGUGGAGGAAGAGGAGGAGGAGGAGGAGGGAGGGCCAGGACUCCGCAGCUCCGCUCAGACACACCAUGAGCGGAGCAGGGGGCAACGGGAUUCCCCCGGCGUCCCUGCAGGACUAUGAGAUGGCCGGAAAGGUGAUGUUGCUCGGAGACUCAGGCGUGGGGAAAACCUGCUUCCUGCUCCAGUUCAAAGACAGAGCCUUUCUCUCCGGGACGUUCAUAGCCACUGUGGGCAUAGAUUUCCGGAACAAGGUGGUGGCUGUGGAUGGGGUGAAGGUGAAGCUGCAGAUCUGGGACACAGCAGGACAGGAGCGGUUCCGCAGUGUGACCCACGCCUACUACAGGGAUGCCCAAGCCCUACUCCUGCUCUAUGACAUCACCAGCAAAAUGUCCUUCGACAAUAUCCGUGCCUGGCUGACAGAGAUCCACGAGUAUGCCCAGAAGGACGUGGUCAUCAUGCUGCUGGGCAAUAAGGCCGACGUGAGCAGUGAGAGGAUGGUGAGGACAGAGGAUGGAGCCUCACUGGCCAGGGAAUAUGGGGUGCCCUUCAUGGAGACGAGCGCCAAGACCGGCAUGAACGUGGAGCUGGCCUUCCUGGCCAUUGCCCGGGAGCUGAAGCAGAGAGCGAUGCAGCUACCGGACGAGCCUCGCUUCCAGAUCCAUGACUACAUCGAGGCACAGCAGAAGAGAUCCGGCUGCUGUGCCUUCGUUUGAUGGGGAUGGGCAAAGAGCGGCUGCCCCCGGCACGGCGUGCUGGGAGGAGCAGGGCUGAAUCCUGCCCACCAUGGAACAGAGGGUCACGGCUCUGUUCCUGCAGGGCUCUGAGCAGGAUCGGAUCCCGUUGCUUGUGGGACUGUGCCAGGAUCAUCCCGAGUGCCCCAACUGCGCUGUCAACAUCAGCCCAGCCAGAGAGUCACGGCGAUGCCACCACUGCCCCAGCAGGACGCAGGGUGCAGACCCAGCGCCUGGCUCCUCCCCUGCGGUGCACUCCAUGCUGCACUCCUCCACCUGCACAGGCCUGGAUCCGGCCCCGCUGCCCUGCAGAGCCGCUGGCCCUGAGUGGUGCCCCUCACCACCACGUGCUGGGGUGUCCCAGCCCGUCUGCCCCGCUGCAGUUGGCACCACACAUGCGGACACCCUUGGAGCACCCGGUGACCUCUGAGGGUACUUCCAGUACACGCAGCACUUUGGAAAAGCUUUGUUUUCCCCCUCUUGCAGCUGCAGAAAUUGGAAGCUUUUCUAUUGUUAUUUACUUCUCUUUGAGGGAAAAGCUUUUUUCUUUCCGGGUGGGGCUGAAGCAGCCCACAGCAUCACACCCUCGGGCACUGUGCUGCAUAGGGCACAUAGGGCACAGAGGCAGGGAAUAUUUGGGUGUGCUGCUCAGGAUGCCAAGGGCAGCUGCAGAGGGCACAACUCUGAUACACUUGGGGUCGAUUGGGCACAUCCAUCCCCAUCAGGACCCUCCCUGCCCCGGAGCCCCCUUCACCCCUGCGCUUCCCUUGGGUCUUUCUUUGCAAAUAUACGGAUUAAAGCUGGAUAUUUUCAAAGCUUUGCAUCUGCCUGGUUUUUC
This is a messenger RNA of Phasianus colchicus (ring-necked pheasant), 1844 nucleotides long. RefSeq names its product RAB37, member RAS oncogene family (gene RAB37). NCBI's taxonomy places the organism in Eukaryota, Metazoa, Chordata, Aves, Galliformes, Phasianidae. Gene Ontology annotation, molecular function: GTP binding; GTPase activity. The record is from RefSeq and is a predicted model, not a curated record.